AUGGCUUCAUUUAAAAUCUUAAAUAAUGUUUCACCUCCUUUCAGGACAAAAAAAGGAGUUAAGCAAGGCCGUGUCGCCUCUCCUCUACUGUUCUAUAUAGUAAUGAAUAGAGUAAUUACUGAUAUAUUAGGGGCAGCCAAUCUUCUAGAACUUGGAUCCAAUCAGCCGUGGUUUUUGGAAAACAGGGCGAUUAGUUAUGCUGAUGACUUGGUCUUGAUUGCAAAAAACUUGGAGGAGGCUAACAAUUUGGUCUUGAUACUAAACACUUUUAGUCUUAAGGUUGGAUUAGAUAUUAACUUCGAUAAGGCUGUGAUCAUGCCACAUGCUCCCCCUCUGGGAGAUUGGUUAGUUGGAGGAAAAGUUAUCAAAGUAGUGUCUUCCUAUAAAUAUCUUGGAGUGAACAUCGACAAUAAAGGCAGUUAUAAAGAUGAACUGAGAUUCCGAAUUCAGAAUUCUAGAGCUGCUUUCUACAAAUAUUUUAAGCUAUGGAGAACUAGGGAGAUAUCGGUGUUCACUAGGCUAAGAAUUUUCAACUCUUCUAUCAUUCCAAUCCUCCUUUACGGGGGUGAUACAUGGGAGAUAACUAAGACGGAGACAAAGAGAUUGCAAACGUUUGUUAAUAAAUGCUUAAGAAUAAUCAAUGGCGUCUUUAACCCCAACAUCAUUUCGAACGACAACCUUUGGAGAAGGUCUAAACAUACUCCGGUACAAGUAACUCUAAAGAAAAAGCGUAUAACCUUCUUCGCGCAUAUUCUGAGGAAUCAUACCAAUAAAAGCCUAGUCCUUGAUGCCAUAAAUUGGCUAUACUCCUUUAACGGCAAAUCCUAUGGAAGGUUUAAAAGAUUAUGGUACUAUAGGGCAAUGAAAGACAUCAUGGAUAUGAACUUAAACACUAAACAGUUUCUAAGGCUAAAUAAGAAUAAGAGAUCAAUAAAGAAACUGCUUAAAAUCAAAUCAAAUUAUUUAAAUCUCCCAUAA
This is a messenger RNA of Gordionus sp. m RMFG-2023, 978 nucleotides long. RefSeq lists its product as uncharacterized. NCBI's taxonomy places the organism in Eukaryota, Metazoa, Nematomorpha, Gordioida, Chordodea, Parachordodidae. The record is from RefSeq and is a predicted model, not a curated record. The transcript has a single exon. The coding region runs from base 1 to 978 and encodes 325 amino acids.